Messenger RNA from Paramecium sonneborni, 311 nucleotides. Lineage: Eukaryota; Ciliophora; Oligohymenophorea; Peniculida; Parameciidae. The record is from the annotation of a GenBank genome assembly.
AUUAAUUAUUAAUGAAUGAUACUAUUGUAAUAGAGAUAACCCCUUCAGAAAUAAGUGAGACAGAGAAGAAGAUUAUCGAAUAUCUAGAGUAGGAGUUAUUGUUGAAGUAAUUCACAGAUCCAUAGUUAAAACAAAUCAACUUUGAAUUGUCAAAGAAAAAAACUAUAUUUUCAUUUAGAUCUAUGGAUUCUGACACUGAAAUUUCUGAAGCUACUUCUUGUUCAACAAUAAGGAGCAGCAAAUUACAAAUGUGUAAAUCACCAUUAUUUAGAAGAAGACAUAGUACAUUGGUUUUAGACUAGUUAUCUUGA